AUGGCAACAACCUCUUUCGAUCUCGUCUCCAAUGAGACUCAGCAGAAGAUGGAAUUGUUCUUGGACGUAGCAUGGAGUCGUUUGAGGGCUUCGGGCUUCACUCAUAAGGCUUGCAAACAACGCUUCAUUGAAAGCAGGGAUAAUUUCAGGGAGCGAACUGUCCGCAUGGCGGUGCAGGCUUGGAAGACGGAUCUCGCGGCUUGUACUGCUGAGUUUUUCGUUCAGCGAUUUGUCGAGACGAUGUUCUACGGCGCCUGUAACUACAAACUGGCCCGUUUUGGGUCAUUCACUACCGCGACAGACAAAGUGCCACUCGCGCCGGAGUUUCUGGAGGCGAUUGGCAUGACCGAGGCCGAGGUUCUGCAACUGUCGAUGCUCAAGAGCCCCGUGGAGGAAGGCAAAUCAAAUAUGCAUGUGGUGUCAGACCAUAUCAAGGCAUCAACUUCGCGACCGGUAGUACCAAAUCCUAUGGCUGCGAUACAUGUAUCGAGAGCGCUGGAGCAGUGGAUGAAGGGCGUGCAAUUAUCCGACAACGAUACAUCGACGCUUGGAACGAGGAAGAACGAUGAGCCCGAGGCAACUGCACGGAAACAUGGACGCCGAGAUGAUGGGCAGAAGAUGCCAUUAAGCUCUUCCAUCACGAAUUCUAAGCCUGUGCAAUGGACAGGUGUUCCCUUGACUGCCGCGGAACAGCACCUUAUGAACACCGAUCUCAUGAACGUCAUCUGGAACACCAAGAUCAGUGAACGUCUCAAGCCUGAUCAUGGGCCAGGAAUCUUCGAGGUGAGAAUCCUCAAGGACGCGGCCUGGUCGCUGCUCGGCAAGGACAUCAACAGAGUCUUCGCACUGAUCGCCCUGCGGGGGCCCAUUCGACUUCACACAUUCCAGUCGGGCAGGUUCUUGCACAUCGGUUUGUGGAUCAAGCGAGGUCAGACUGAGGGAGAGAUGGGCAAGGUGAUCCACUACAGCAUGGUGGAGAUGUUCCGCCUUCUGAGGCAGUGGUCUCUUCAAGCACAGGACAGUGAGAAGGCGCAGUGCCUCGCGGACUUUCUUGAGGUUUGGUAUCGCUAG
This is a messenger RNA of Diaporthe amygdali, 1071 nucleotides long. RefSeq lists its product as uncharacterized. The transcript is spliced from 2 exons. Lineage: Eukaryota; Fungi; Ascomycota; Sordariomycetes; Diaporthales; Diaporthaceae. The record is from RefSeq and is a predicted model, not a curated record. Bases 1 to 1071 code for a protein of 356 amino acids.